Penicillium crustosum is the source of this 761-nucleotide messenger RNA. RefSeq names its product DNA-directed RNA polymerase III subunit RPC25. The coding region runs from base 36 to 617 and encodes 193 amino acids. Gene Ontology annotation, cellular component: RNA polymerase III complex. The record is from RefSeq and is a predicted model, not a curated record. Lineage: Eukaryota; Fungi; Ascomycota; Eurotiomycetes; Eurotiales; Aspergillaceae. Gene Ontology annotation, biological process: DNA-templated transcription; transcription initiation at RNA polymerase III promoter. The transcript is spliced from 7 exons.
AUCACACUCCUGGUUGCACCUUCCCCAACGUCGCCAUGUUUAUCCUAACCACCAUAUCGGACUUGAUUCAGAUCUCGCCCGAGGAUUUCUCCAAGUUCAGUGCAGUUGCACUUGAAGACAACAUCAAUGCAAAAUACGCCAAUAAAGUCAUUCAAAAAAUUGGCCUUUGCAUCAGCUUCUAUGAUCUACUUGAAUCUUCUGAUGGCUUGAUUGGCCACGGAACAGGCUUGGUUAAUGUCAACGUAAAAUUCCGCAUGAUUGUCUUCCGACCCUUCAAAGGGGAGAUCAUGCUGGGGAAGAUUUCUAGUGGCACAGAACACGGAAUUAAGAUUGGCCUUGAAUUCUUCAAUGAUAUUCUCAUCCCUCCCCAAAUGCUGAUGGAAAAGUCCCGAUUUGAUUAUGCUGAGCAGGUAUGGAUCUGGGAGAGUGAAGGGGGAACAGAAUUCUUCUUCGAUGUAGGAGAAGUUGUGCGAUUCCGAGUCGAAUCAGAAGAGUGGCACGAUCAAAUCCCCAAUGCACCAGAUGUUGCAGAUGAAACUCCACAGGAGAGGCGCCCUCCGUAUUCUAUUCUUGGCUCGAUGCAAAUGGGCGGAACUGGACCCAUCACUUGGUGGUAGGCUGCUACGGACAUACUACCAUUUGAUGUCACAUUAGACUGUCUUCUUGUUGGCCUAUCGUGGCCCGUUCUCAGCGCCGAUACAAUUUCUUUUAGAGUCAGACCAGAUACCCAUACGAAUCAAUGCCAAUGAAUAUAGAGAUAA